CCUUCCCUUUUUAAAGAUGCCAACUCCGUCUCCUCUUCCUCCUUCCCUGCUGCUAGUGGAGCACAUGGUUGGGCUGUGAGGCUGUGCAUCGAGCUUCAGCAAGCAAAUGGAGAUGAGUUCGAGCUCCCUUGGGGCCUCGGCAUCCCGUAGCUCCAAUGACACCCUCCACGGGCUUAUGUUCGGCGAGAAGGUCUAUUUCGAGGAUGCGGUUGGUGGCGGCGGCAGCGACAGCACCUCCAAGGCACCUCCGGCUCCGUCGACGGCGCCGAAGAAGGGGAAAGCGGUGGUGCACGGAGUUCAGCAACAGCCACCCAGGUGUCAAGUGGAGGGGUGCGAGGCGGAUCUGAGUGGGGUGAAGGCUUACUACUGUCGGCACAAGGUCUGUGGGAUGCACUCCAAGGCACCCAAGGUGGUUGUCGGGGGAAUGGAGCAGAGGUUCUGUCAGCAGUGCAGCAGGUUUCACCAGCUGAGUGAAUUUGACCAAGGGAAACGCAGUUGUCGCAGACGUCUGGCGGGCCACAACGAGCGUCGAAGAAAGCCGCCCUUCUCUCCGCGCUAUGCCCACUUGGCGCCACCAUCCUUCCAUGAACCCGGCAGAUUCAGAAGCUUUCUAAUGGAUUUCGCUUACCCCAACAUUUCGAGUUCCACUGGCGCAAGAGACAUUUGCCCUACUGUCAUGGCCGGUGAUCAGGUGGCGACUAACCACUGGAAUGAUGUCGUAGAUGCUCCAUCCGAUGCGGAUGCAGAUGCAGAUGCAGCUGCAGCUGCUGCUGCUGCUCCGGUGCACGGAGCCGGAUCCCGAUCCCAUCCAUACUCGCAAGGUUCGACAGGCCAAAUUCUCUACUCUUCCCCGGAGUUUCCGCCCGGUGAGUGUCUCGGAGGAGCCUUGGAUGCCAGCUGUGCUCUCUCUCUUCUGUCAACUCGGCCACGGGGCGAUCACACAUCCAGAAGCCGCCGACUCCCAACUAUUUCCGCAAGCGGUGGUCUCAACGCCUCCUCCUCCAUCUUGGCUCAUUCCUUGGUCUCCAACAAUCACACGGCCAACUCCGCGAGUUUUGGACACCAAGGAAGCAGGAACAGUUGGCAUGAGAUGGGGAUGGAUGCGGCAGGUGGUUCUCAUUUUUCAGGUGAACUGGAGUUAGCCCUGCAGGGAAACGGGCAGUGCCUCGGCCAUGGCUUGUUGGGCAGGGAAUACGAUCACUCAGGUCAUAACAUCAUGCACUGGUCUCUCUAGACCUUGCCACCAUCAUUUUGCUGCUCCGAGAAUCCUGAACGCUAUGGGUUGGGAUUUUAGUGUCAUCAUCAUCACACACAAUUUUGUGUCCCAGUCUAUUUGUUCAUCAAGAGGCCAAAGACUAGUGUGUGUGCCUCGUAAUUCUGUAGCUUUGGGGUUUGAUUUUUUCUUCUUCUUCUUCUUCUUCUUCUUCUUUUUCCAUGAAAUUGAUUGUAAAAGAUGAUGCUAAUGUAGUCUCAUCUCCUUUAGACUAAUCAAUCAAGCAUGUCUUCUUUUGCAGCCAUGUCUUCAGCAGCUUUGCUUCCUUGAACAAGAGUGGAGUUAGUUGGCAACCGAAUCUUUUGAGAUAGUUCUACGCUCACCAUUGCAGAUUAUAUGCACCGUCGAAGAACAUGACAUUAAUAAAAGAAUACUAGUUAUCAAGGGGAGAACAUACCAUACCAUACCAUACCAUGUGUGAGAAUAAAUUCCUCAAAAGAGGUCGAUCCAG
Musa acuminata subsp. malaccensis (wild Malaysian banana) is the source of this 1724-nucleotide messenger RNA. Its product is annotated as squamosa promoter-binding-like protein 14. Gene Ontology annotation, cellular component: nucleus. The record is from RefSeq and is a predicted model, not a curated record. NCBI's taxonomy places the organism in Eukaryota, Viridiplantae, Streptophyta, Magnoliopsida, Zingiberales, Musaceae. Gene Ontology annotation, molecular function: DNA binding.